This is a messenger RNA of Exophiala oligosperma, 3698 nucleotides long. RefSeq lists its product as uncharacterized. NCBI's taxonomy places the organism in Eukaryota, Fungi, Ascomycota, Eurotiomycetes, Chaetothyriales, Herpotrichiellaceae. The coding region runs from base 682 to 1542 and encodes 286 amino acids. Gene Ontology annotation, cellular component: mitochondrial inner membrane. The transcript has a single exon. Gene Ontology annotation, biological process: mitochondrial respiratory chain complex IV assembly. The record is from RefSeq and is a predicted model, not a curated record.
GAUGAGGCGGGCAAUACAUACAGCCAGUUCCCGAGAACGAGAGACUUUUUUUUAAUCUCUCUCUUUUCUUUGGGUACUCCCCGUUACAGUAUAAAUACACAAAUUAACCCACCGCGGAGCCUUGAUGUCAUUCCAUCCCCCAGAACGCAAUCAAUAAUAUAUUACGAGACUGGAACUUUGAAGAGUGCUUUAAUACUUAUAUUUCGGAUAUCGUAAACUUGUCGGUGUCUUUGAGAAAUCUCUUUUUUGUUCUCUUCUAUACAACUAGCUUGACACAUCCAAGCACACACGUCCAACACAUACCACUUCGCUUGUCCUCUUCGGAACCAAGCUUAGUCACACUGCAUUGACCUCUUCUCAGCGGUUCGGAUCAAUCAUCCAAAGCGCCUGGCGAUUACUGUACAAAAUACAUCAUCUUUCCCCUGCGCUGCGGAGAAAGCUCCUCACCAAAUCGAAUUCCCUCUCUCCUGCAACUCUGCAACUCCCACAUCAAUCCGACCCUUUUUUUUAUCACCACUUCCGUAACGAAGUGCGAGAGAGCUGAGACUGUGAAAAGCGGCAUUUGUCGCAACCGAAUACUACAAAAACCAUCCAACCCCUCGCAAACCUUUGCGAAAUUUGAUCCCUCGAACCACACUUUCGCCAACACCCCCCCCCCCGGGACACCAUCCUGCUAUCAUCAUGAAGCUCCUCACCAAAGAACAAGAACAAGAACACUACCGGCAGACGCUCAAGGGCGGCACCAUCGGCGGCACGGUCGGCCUGGCCGUGGGCACGGUGGGCGUCCUGCUGGCGCAACGCCGGUACCAUUUCUUCCGCAACCUCACCCUCCCGCUCAAGGCCUUCCUCGUCACGUCGGCGGGCACGUUCGCCGGCAUCGUCGAGGCCGACCACUACAGCCGGGCCUACGAGAUCCAGUCCAACCCGAUCGACGUCGAGUUCCACGCCCGGCAGGCCGAGCGGGAGCGGGCCGAGAAGGCGGGCAAGACCUUCACCGAGAGGGCCAUGGACUUUGGCCGGAGGGAGAGGUACAAGAUCGUCGCGGGUUCCUGGAUCGCCAGCAUGGGCAUCGCCUUCGCCAUGGUCAACCGGAACAAGUACCUGACGGGCCCCCAGAAGAUCGUCCAGGCCCGUGUCUACGCCCAGUUCCUGACCCUCGGCGUCCUCGUCGCCACCGCCGCCUUCGAGAUCAGCGACAGCCGCAACUCCCAGGGCCGCUGGGAGACGGUCCGCUACAUCGACCCCACCGACCCCGACCACAAGCGCAUGCUGGAGAAGCAGGUCGAGCGUGACUCGCCCAGCCAGGGCUCCGGAAACGCCAACGACGACCUGUGGAAGGAGAUGGUCGCCGCCGAGGAACAGAGGAUGAAGGAGAGGGAGGCCCGCCACAAAGAGUACGCCUCAGCCCAUCACAACGACAACAACAACAGUCAUCAGAAAAAGUCGUCCAACAACAACAACAAGUCCAAGUCCAAGAAGGACGAGGAAAGUGGCAGUGGUGGUGCCGCCACCGAAGAAGAGAACAGCUCCAAAGAAAAGUGAAAUCGUCCUUACUUGAAAUCUCAAAAAGUAACUUGUUCACUCUCCAGUCGGUUCCUCGCUCAUGAUACUGGUGCCCUGCAUCCCCCCCCUUCAUCGAAACAAGUAAUCAAUCCACCUUUGGCAACCCAACAAGACUCGUCUUUACGGGAGUAUGGGGAGCCAAAAAAAAAGUGUGAUCAACCAAGUCAAAUUAGUCAAAUCAGCCAACUGUACAACAUACAUACAACCGACAUCGAGUCACCGCGCGCAGGAAGGGGGCCAAGAUGUAUCCCCCCAAAGCCAAACCUUUGUGAACAGGUCACUCUACCUGGACCUCGCUCGCUCUCCCUCUCUCAUCCAACUAGCCCCCCUUCCCUCGACCUGGACGGCCUCGCAAAGUUGGAAAAAUGCGCAGCUAUAUUAUGACACAUGGGCGUUUGGGAAAAUUUCCCGUCUGAUUAUCUCUUUGGGUUCCUUUUUUUUUCCGAGGCUCUUCUUGUCUUUAUUUAGCCUACUAAGCCUGGCAUGGUCCGUACGUAAUAUGUGUGCCUGAUCUCUUAACGACCGGUCAUGAGAACAUAGUAUUGACAGUAUAGAACUAAAAAAAACCCUUUUCUACACCACAUGGAUGCUCUGCUCCUUGUUUCGCCCGACGCCACUGCUAAUUCGAAUUCUACCUGAAUAGUUUGUACAUAUAAACGGCGAAUGCCUCCAACCCCCUGAUGACUCAGUCCAGUCCAGGUCCAAGCCUUGACAAUAGAUGAUUGCAUGUUCGCAUGAGCGCACCUUCAUCUUCAUCCGCAACGUCUUCGUACACCGACACUUGCCAGGCCGCACUCGCUAUUCGCGGUUCGCUUCUUCCAAGAGACCUUUGUCCAGCGCCAGCCAGUGGGAUGCAAUGCGCAGUCCACGGAUCCUCUCCAUUUCGAUCCGAUGCCAAUCCCAUUCCCCAGCGUGGUCGAUUUCGGUCGACGGCAUAAGUGGCUCGCCGGCGGUGAGCUCGUGGGUCACUCUCUCUGCAACCUCUUCGAGUUGAACCACGAUUGCGGAAGUGGCUUUGACGGCCGGAGCAGGAACGGGUGCGGGCAAGCCUUGAGGCACCGGCGUGGCCACCUCGGAAGAAUCCUCGGUCGAUGAGUCCAGCGAGUCCGGCACCAACGUCGGCGUGUCCGAGGGUCCCGAGCUCUCUCUGUGUUCUCCCGCCGCCCCAGAUCGGUACGUCUCUGGCUUUUCCGGCAACCAGCCUGCGGUCGUGAGGCACCUUUCCGGCGGCACCGUGAACCUCCCUUUCUUGACGACGUAUUUGCUCAGGGCAGAUGCGAGCACCACUUCCCCCUUUCCCCCUGUGGCGGGCCGGAUGAAAUAACUGACGACGACGAUCCAUUUCUUAUCCCAACCCAACACCCGCGACCGCACCUCGUAGCGUUCGUAGGGUUUGAUCUCACGGUGGAAGGAGGAAUGGACGCUCCCCAGGAUGACCGCGGACCGGCCUGUGUGUCCUUCGUCCUCUAGCGCCUUGAUUCCCCGGUCGCUGUUCGGCAUCAGCAGCCUCGUCAUCAGCGCCGUCCUGCUCUCGUCGAGAUCGGCAAAGUAUGUGCUGUUGCUCUUGUGGAGAUUGUAGUCCGUCUCCAGCAGCGGUGACCUGGAAAAGAUGGACACGUCUUCGAAGAGCGGGUACAUCUUGUCGGACUCGGCCGAAGCCUUGAUGGCACGCUGGACCUUUGCCGGAGUGAAGGAGUUGCGCACGAAGCGGUAGGCGAGGCGAAGGUGCCACGCCAGCGGGAGAGAUUUGAGAUUGAUCAGGGCGAAAACGAUUGCGAGGGUACGCCACGAGGCAAUCGUAGAGAGUGAAGGUGCCAUGUCUGCGAGCAUUGAUUCUGAUAAACGAGCGGUGGGAUCGAGUCUAUUACUCAACAGGUAGUUGAAAAAUAAGGAAUACAAGCAUGGAAAGAUGGACGAUACCGUUUGCUACGCGUAUAUGAUGCGCAUCUCUUCGGCCAAAGGAAUAGAUUGUACGAUAUAUACACAAAUAGGAGUCUAUGGUCAGAUUGAGGUUCGAUGAGAAAAUCGGAGUACCAAAGUCAUUAUUUAGAAAGUGACAGUCGCAAAUGCCUCGGCCUGACCAGCCAACAGCCCACCUACUUGCUGAUCAUGGCCAGUCUUUCCUACCUUAUACA